Molecule: messenger RNA, 1902 nt
Organism: Orycteropus afer afer
Lineage: Eukaryota; Metazoa; Chordata; Mammalia; Tubulidentata; Orycteropodidae
Gene: NUAK2
Product: NUAK family kinase 2
Biological process (GO): protein phosphorylation; microtubule cytoskeleton organization; intracellular signal transduction
Cellular component (GO): cytoplasm
Molecular function (GO): protein serine/threonine kinase activity; tau-protein kinase activity; ATP binding
Source: RefSeq, a predicted model, not a curated record
GACCUUCUGCCCGCUAUGGAGUCCUUGGCUUUUCCCCGGCGCCCCGGCCCGGCUCCCUCGGCCGCAGAGCUCUCCCGGCCUCUGGCCGACGGACUCAUCAAGUCGCCCAAGCCGCUGAUGAAGAAGCAGGCGGUGAAGCGACACCACCACAAACACAACCUGCGGCAUCGCUACGAGUUUCUGGAGACCCUGGGAAAGGGCACCUACGGGAAGGUGAAGAAGGCACGAGAGAGCUCCGGGCGCUUGGUGGCUAUCAAGUCAAUCCGCAAAGACAGAAUCAAAGAUGAGCAAGACCUGAUGCACAUACGGCGGGAGAUUGAGAUCAUGUCUUCACUGAACCACCCCCACAUCAUUGCCAUCCAUGAAGUGUUUGAGAGCAGCAGCAAGAUUGUGAUUGUCAUGGAGUAUGCCAGCCGAGGCGACCUGUACGACUACAUCAGUGAGCGGCAGCGGCUCAGCGAGAGUGAUGCCAGGCAUUUUUUCCGACAGAUCGUCUCUGCCGUGUCCUACUGCCACCAAAAUGGCAUUGUCCACCGAGAUCUCAAGCUGGAGAACAUCCUAUUAGAUGCCAAUGGAAAUAUCAAGAUUGCAGACUUUGGCCUCUCCAAUCAAUACCACCAAGACAAAUUCCUGCAGACAUUCUGUGGGAGCCCCCUCUAUGCCUCACCUGAGAUCAUCAAUGGGAAGCCCUACAUGGGCCCAGAGGUGGACAGCUGGUCCCUGGGUGUUCUCCUCUACAUCCUGGUGCAUGGCACCAUGCCCUUUGAUGGGAACGACCAUAAGACACUGGUGAAGCAGAUCAGCAACGGGGCCUACCGGGAGCCACCUAAACCCUCCGAUGCUUGUGGCCUGAUCCGUUGGCUUUUAAUGGUGAACCCCACCCGCCGGGCCACACUGGAGGAUGUGGCCAGUCACUGGUGGGUCAACUGGGGCUACUAUACCCAUAUUAGGGAGCAGGAAGCCACACAUGAGGGUGGGCACCCCAGCAAUGACUCUGCCCGGGCCUCAAUGGCCGACUGGCUUCGCCGCUCUUCCCGGCCCCUCCUGGAAAACGGGGCCAAGGUGUGCAGCUUCUUCAAGCAUCAUGUGCCUGGAAGUGGGGGCACUACCCCAGGCCUGGAGCGCCAACAUUCACUCAAGAAGUCCCGCAAGGAGAAUGACAUGGCCCAGUCCCGUCAGGGGGACCCAGCUGAUGACACUGCCCCUCACUCUGGCAAGGACGACCUCAAGCUGCCAAAAGGCAUUCUCAAGAAGAAGAACUUAAGCCUGGCAGAGGGGACAAAAGAAGAACCCUGCAAGCUCAGCCCAGCCCCUGCCAACCCUGGGCAGGCUGCUCCCCUACUGCCCAGGAAGGGCAUCCUCAAGAAGUCUCGGCAGCGGGAGUCUGGCUACUAUUCCUCACCUGAACCCAGUGAGUCCGGGGAGCUCUUGGAUGCAGGGGACGUGUUUGUGAGUGGUGACCCUGUGGAGCAGAAGCCCCCCCAUGCCUCAGAGCUACUCUUCCAUCGCAAAGGAAUCCUCAAAAACAAUGGCAAGUUCUCACACACAGCCUCCAAGCUCACAGCCCCUGCUGCCUUUGGCUCCUUGGAUGAACUAGCCUCCCCACGUCCUCCAGCCCGGCCCAGCCGCCCCUCAGGGGCUGUGAGUGAGGAUAGCAUCCUGUCCUCUGAAUCCUUUGACCAGCUGGACUUGCCUGAACGGCUCCCAGAGCUCCCUCUGCGGGGCUGUGUGUCUGUGGACAACCUCAUGGAACUUGAGGAGCCCCCCUCAGAGGGCCCUGGAAGCCGCCUGAGGCACUGGCGGCAGGACCCCCUAGGGGACAGCUGCUUUUCCCUGACAGACUGCCAGGAGGUGACAGAGACCUACCGACAGGCACGAGGGGUCUGCUCCAAGCUCAGCUGA